UUGAUUUGACAGCUCUGUAUUUGAUUGCAAACCAUAUCAUUGUAUUGUAUUUAAAUUAAUUUAUCUUUUUUAUAGUGAAAUAAUUUCUCUAAAUCGAUAAAAUGAGUUUUGAGACAUCAAAUACUACUAACGAUAAAGAAGAGAGAAAAUAUUACCAUGACCGUAAUAAAUCUGACGACCUCCAAAUUUCAAGAACAGACAUGAACAUGUUGAUAAUGAAUUAUUUAGUUACAGAGGGCUUUAAAGAGGCAGCUCUGAAAUUCCAGCAGGAAGCCGGACUCCAGGAGCCCGCACUAUGCAGCUCAUUGGACGAGAGGAUCAUGAUUCGUGAGGCCGUGCAAAGUGGACGGAUCCCAGAUGCCAUUGCUAUGGUGAAUGCACUUCAUCCUGAACUCUUGGACACCGAUAGAUACUUAUACUUCCACUUGCAGCAACUACAACUUUUGGAGUUAAUUCGGGCGGGCAGGGCGGAGGAAGCCCUAUCGUUUGCCAGCGCCACACUCGCCGAGGCCGGGGCCAACGACAGCAAUGCCCUCACUGAGCUAGAGAGGUCCCUGGCUCUGCUAGCGUUUCCUGACCCGCAUUCGUCGCCAUUUGCAGAUCUUUUGCAACCUUCUCAUAGUCAAAAGAUUGCAAGUGAAUUAAAUGCAGCAAUACUGAAGAUGGAGAACCAAGAGUACACGAACCCGAAACUUUGCAGCCUUCUCCGAAUGAUUCUCUGGUCCCAGAGCGAGCUGGACAAGCACAACAUUAAGUAUCCCAAGAUGACCGACUUGGCGAACGCGACUAUAGAACAACCAAAGUACUAGGGUUGAUGUGCGAUCCCACACUUAGAGGUUCCUCCAUUGGCAAUUCAAACAUCGCGAAAAGAGACUAUUGUUACAAAAAUAUUGGCAUAACAAAGUAAACAAUAAAGAUUUAUAAAUGGAUGCAUUUGGUAAAAUUGUAACACUAUACAUUAAAAUUAUUUUUUCAAAAAUCUGUGAAUGUGUGGAAUCGGCGCCCUAACUAUCUAUGUGAUAUCUUUAAAUAUUCAACUUUAUUUAGCGUUCUCAGUUCGUGUAAUAUUGUGGUAGUUGAAAAAUUAUUAAAAACUUGUUAAAAUAUUUUAGAAUUAUGAAAUUUUGAAUUUACUUUCUUGAUUUUCACAUUCUGUAAUUAUAACGAAUAACAUUUGAUAUAAUAAAGCUUUAAUUUGUAGAUGAGGUCCAAGCAAAAGAAUGAAAAAAUAAGAAACCAAUCUUUUGCCUUUCCAGCUUGAAAACAAUACUAUGCCUUUUCAUUACAAUUGGCUAUUUUGCUGGGCAGAAAUUAAACAAUCAAACACGAUGUUUAAAGGUCCCUUGAAUUUAUCGGUUACAUUUUAUUUAUACAGUAUUAUAAACAUGUUUUACUUGUUUUUAUUAAAUAUACUGGUAAUGAUUCCAAAACUGUGAUGUCCCAGUAUAUUACUGUCAUACAAGCUCCAUAUUAAUAUCUAUAAUUGUUUGUCAUUAGAAAACUUUUUCUUGUCAUUAGAAACUUCUGAUAUGAGUGGUUGGAAAACAGCCAAUUGUAAUGGGCUGUUGUCCCCAAUACACCCUUUUAAUGAUAUGGGCAUCAAGUAUAUUAUUCAUUGUAUUAAAUAAAUGUAACUUUUCUAUUUUACGAUACGAUAAUUUUCAUCAACCUCAACGUCUCUCAAUGUCAAUAGAUUUAUUUCCUCUCAGGUAUUUAACUCUUAAAGAUGUCAACUUAGCGUUAAGGAUUUUAUAUGUAAUAUUUAGAAAUAAAGUAAUACAUAAGUGA
Messenger RNA from Plodia interpunctella (Indianmeal moth), 1788 nucleotides. It is a transcript of the gene Hou, whose product is annotated as Houki. Gene Ontology annotation, cellular component: cytoplasm; nucleus. NCBI's taxonomy places the organism in Eukaryota, Metazoa, Arthropoda, Insecta, Lepidoptera, Pyralidae. Bases 102 to 809 code for a protein of 235 amino acids. Gene Ontology annotation, molecular function: protein binding. The transcript has 4 exons. The record is from RefSeq and is a predicted model, not a curated record. Gene Ontology annotation, biological process: proteasome-mediated ubiquitin-dependent protein catabolic process.